This is a messenger RNA of Setaria italica (foxtail millet), 2799 nucleotides long. RefSeq names its product telomere-binding protein 1. The record is from RefSeq and is a predicted model, not a curated record. Gene Ontology annotation, molecular function: protein binding. The transcript is spliced from 10 exons. Bases 510 to 2516 code for a protein of 668 amino acids. NCBI's taxonomy places the organism in Eukaryota, Viridiplantae, Streptophyta, Magnoliopsida, Poales, Poaceae.
ACCUCCCGUUAAACCUCUCUCCCCCUCCUUUCUCCUCCUCUCUAUCCUCCAUUCCUCUCCCCAAUCCCCAUCCCUUCCUCGUCCUUGGGGCUUUGAGCUCGUCGACCUCCGGCCAAAUCUGGAAGCAGCGACGGCACCCGGCGGCCGUCACAUCCCCGCGCGAAUUGUCCCGACCCCCGACUCUUUCCUCCCCCAUCCCGAUCCGGAAGGGAGCGGUUUCCCCCUGUCCAAAUCGAGCCACCUGCGCCCGUCGGGGGAGAAGCAGGCUGCGCAUCCAGUGCGCUCGAGCUCCUGCAGGCAGCUUCCCCGUCGAGCCUCCGCAAGGAUCCAUUUUGCCUCCCAUCGGCGACGCGGAAGAGAACCGCGGAGGGGAUUGCGAAGCUUAAAACCCACGACACCGGUUGCCGAGCCCCACCGCGCACGCUCCUGCAGGAAGAUAAAGAUGAUGGAUGUGGUGUUUGUAUCUCUUCGCCGUCUGUGAAGACCUGCUGUGUAGGUGACAUCAAGAUAUGGUGAUGCGGAAGAGGUCGGAUUCUGGAUCCCGUGGCCGCCGAACUGCAACCAUGCCACGUGUUCCAAACUCAGCUCGGGGGAAACGCACCACCAGGAAAAAGAAAGAUGAGAUGUGCGCAUUUGAUUUGCUUGCCACCGUUGCAGGAACACUAUUAGCAGAUCAGGACAUUUCCAACAAUGUUCCUAAUACUAGUGGUGCAGCAAAAGCUAAAAACAAGAAAGCAGUUAAAGAAGAACACCGCGAUGAAAUUCUGCCCCUAAAUAACAUGGCUGUGGAGAAAGAUUGCUGCAAUGGAUGUGUAGUGGGUUCUGGUGGUAUCUGUGCCUUUCCUAGGCAAGCUAACAACUGCUCGGCAGAAAACUCGUCGACAAUAAACGAAGCUGGAUCAAUGUUAGAGUCACUAACAGUGAAAUCAAAUAUGUUAGUUAGGGACUCAUUGGUUAGUUGUACAAGACCAUAUGAAACUAGCUGUGGUCUCGGCAUAAUUCCUGAGUUUGGAGCUCGUGGAACACACCAUCCAGGAUCCUCAAGUUCAGCAGAGGCUGAACAAAUGCACCAAGCUGAACCUAAAGUGGUCAGAAGACAAGCAGAUGGGCAUGCUGCGGUUCUUCACAGUUUGUUUGACUCCGUGGAUCUUGAUGUUAGACCUCCUGCUUUGGUUAGUUCUGACAGUAGCUCGUGUGUUCCUCUGUGCAACCAUGACAAGGACCAUCAAACUGCUUCCUUGUGUCGGGAUGAAGUGCAGUAUACUGCAGACAGAGAUGACGAUGAAAAUUCUUCUGGGUGCACGCAUCCAAGCACUGCAGGGGAUAAGGGUAGCAGGCCACAAUAUAUUGGUAGCCACAGGAUAAGGAAAUUGCUUGCCUCGAAGGUAAGGAAGGCAGCACGUAAUAAGAUUUGUGGAGGGAUGCCAUCAAAAAAGGUUUGUGGAGGGAUGUCCAACAAAGGUAGCAAGCUAAAUUUAUGCAGCAAAAAGAUACCUGCCAGACGUCAAAAGGUGCAAAGGACAAUUUUCAAGAAGAAAAAACCAGCGCAUCAUGCAACUUCAUUUGCUAAAGAGAUGCUAACUGGAGCCGCCGGGACAUCAUUCUCUACAGAAGGUCGGAAUAAAUCAUCGGGAUCUGACAAUUACCAUGUUAAGCUAAGAAUAAAGUCAUUCAACAUCCCAGAAGUGUUCAUCAAUGUCCCUGAAAAUGCAACCAUUGGUUCAUUGAAGAAAACCGUUAUGGAUGUCGUCAAUAGUAUAAUGCAAGGUGGUCUACGCGUUGGUGUUCUUCUUCAAGGAAAGGAUAUCCAAGACGACAACAAGACACUUCGUCAAGCUGGGAUAUGCCAUGAUAAAAAACUAAAUAACAUAGACUUUACGCUGGAAUGUGAAGGUGGGCAAGAUUCUCCCUCUGGAGUCGUAAAACCUGAACAGAUGGAUUUGCUCAGUGCAGAUGUUGUGGAGCCAUUAGCUAGGAUGAAGUGUGAAGAGCAUUUUCCUGAAACUGUCGGCGAUGACAACCAGCAGCGCACACCUCCUUAUCGAAGCCGCUCUCUCUCCGAUCUGUAUUCUGUUGUUCAUCCUGUUGAGAUGGCCUCACAAGAUACAUCAACAAGCUCCCAAGCCAUCGUCCCUGUUGCACCUUCAGACGAUGGUGCCCUAGCCAUUGUGCCUCUUUGUAGUGUCAGACGGUCUGAAACUGGGCAAAGGCGCACUAGGAUGCCCUUCACUGUUGAUGAGGUUGCGGCACUGGUGGAAGCAGUCGAACUGAUCGGGACUGGAAGGUGGAGAGCUGUUAAAAUGCAUGCAUUUGAACAUGUGGAGCACAGGACAUAUGUUGACCUUAAGGACAAGUGGAAGACCCUGGUUCACACCGCAAGUAUAUCCCCGCAACAACGAAGAGGCGAGCCAGUUCCACAAGAACUCCUGGACCGUGUGCUCGCAGCACAGGCCUACUGGUCCGAGCACCCAAAGAUCCGUGGCAAGGCUCCUCUUCCUGCGAUAUGCUCUGCCUAGAAAGGAGGGGGGGCGAGCUGGUCCUUGUGUAAAUACUGUGCCUAAUAGAAACGAUGUAGAAGUGGUGUCCAAAGAAAUCAGACUAAUUUGUGUGCCAUUGCAAGCUUACAACAUUGGUUUUGUUUCCAUCCUCCGUUCUUUGGUCGCUGUCGAAGCCAGGGGUUAUGUCUCCUCUAUGGUUAAAUAAGGGAGAGAGAGCCUUGUUUGGCACUUGUAAAUGAUGUCACAAACUGCUGCUAUGUUUCAUAAAGAAAACCGUCGACUUGUCGCUGUUGUUCUUCAC